Lineus longissimus is the source of this 3451-nucleotide messenger RNA. Its product is annotated as monocarboxylate transporter 12-like. The coding region runs from base 957 to 2924 and encodes 655 amino acids. NCBI's taxonomy places the organism in Eukaryota, Metazoa, Nemertea, Pilidiophora, Heteronemertea, Lineidae. Gene Ontology annotation, cellular component: membrane. The record is from RefSeq and is a predicted model, not a curated record. The transcript has 5 exons. Gene Ontology annotation, biological process: transmembrane transport. Gene Ontology annotation, molecular function: monocarboxylic acid transmembrane transporter activity.
CGGCCUUGGAACAGGACACUUCAAUAGUUCGUGAUUUGGUUGCGAUGAUUCUUUGCCAGUAACAUGGUGCCACCUAUGGUGACAAUGUCGAAACGAUACCUCAGCAUCUCAAAGAUACAUAUUCAGUGAAGCGAAGGCAUUGCGCUCUGAAGGAACGCCGACGUCUAAUGCGAUAGCCUUUGGUUAGCAACGUGGAUUCUAUUGACUGGAAACGAAUAACCGGUAUUUUUCCCGAACGGUCUUUUACUUAGUGAUGCGAAUAGAAACAAGUUCAGUGUAUUAAAAAAUGUAUAUCAUCAUCAUGGGUGGAUUAUUAUGACACGAUUGGAUAUUUCAUUUAAUUUCCAUGUGAAGUAAACUUUCGUUGACGUUCAAUGCAUUUCAGUGAUUUGGAAAUUCAGGACAAUUGACUGCAAAAGAUCGAGCUAUUUUAGUUGAGUUGGUCGUGGACUCUGUUAUGGGUUCUGUUGCCAUGUUACAAGUGUCAUAGAUCAAUAUCGGGAAUGGUUUACGAAGUGAUAUUUUAUAUUUUAUGAUGUGAAUCGGUUCCGCCGCGUGGCCUGGAGAGAAAGUUGCUCAUGUCUGAGCGUAAUGAAUAAUCGGUGGAUCUUUGGCGUGGUUGGUGACGGUCGUUAAAACUACACGUUGUCUUGUAUUUGUUUCUAAAUAACAUAAUUACAUUUAUGAACGUAAUUUCAAUAAUUUGACCUCAUUGAAUUAAUAUCGACGACGUCCACUCUCAAAGAUGACCGUCUGUAACCUCUUCUAUCCUAUGAUGUUGUAUUCCGAUGAAGAAGCGACAUUGUCGUCAUUAAAAGGCUCAGCGUUGGGAUAAAACAAGAUGUCAACUCUAUACUGUCAGAAAUCAUAUAGAAUUUCAAAAAAGUGUGAGAUGUGAGAGAAUUACAUGGGCGACAAGCGUUUAAGCCGACACCGCAGUAUAUAUCAUAAAUACAAUGCUGAGGCAGGAUUCUACGGGGAAUUUAAGCGGUAUCAUGGAAGGAUCUGAUCUCGAGCUGGAUACAUUGGAAGGUGUCCAGAGUGACACGACCGCGGCAAGUGUUGGGGGAGAGUCCCAGACGGGCUCAAGACUCCCCCCAAAGACACCUCCGAAUCGGAGGAGAAAUCAGGCCAAUGUGAAUUCACCUGCUUUGAUCCAUUUCGGUGAUCAUUACCCUGAUAAUGGCUGGGGUUGGGUGAUAUGUGGAGCCGCAUUCACGGUGCACUGUCUUGCACAAGGGAUACACUGGAGUUUCGGGACUUUCUACAUGAACUUCAUUUCGGGACUGGCGCUGGAUGACGUGGAUGCCGUUUGGCUCGGAUGCUUCAGCCACAGUGGGAUGCUACUGGUCUCACCCAUUGUCACAGCCAUCUGUAAGCGAAAGAGUCCACGCCUGCUGGCCGUCUGUGGCGGUAUAGUGUCUUCCCUUGGCUGCCUCUUCCUCUCAUUCUCAACAGAAUUCUACCAACAUUUCAUUAGCUACGGGAUACUCGCCCUCGGAACCAGCAUCACCAUGACGACUGCUAACAUCAUGGUGGGACGCUACUUCAAAGUGAGGAGAGAACUUGCAGAACUGGUCGUGAUUUCAGGCUCUGGUCUUGGACAAAGCGUGAUGUCUACAUUUGCUGCUAAGCUGAUUCGUGUGAUAGGCUGGAUGAGAGUAAUGCAGUGUUUCGCCGGUUUCAUGUUCCUGACCUUCGUCUCUGGGUGCCUCUAUCGCUCAGCCUCUUUAUACCAUCCGAGAAGAAAGGUCAUCCUUCAUAUGAAAAAUCAAAAGCGGCCGAAAACCGCGCAACGAGACACGCCGAAGCCUCCCUAUCGGGACUUUAGGGCCUUGAGGAUGAGGAUCGUUCAAGUUAUUGUUCUAUCUGCUGCAUUGGUUUCAUUCGGAGUCUAUACGCCUUUUAUAUUUGUGAUAAAGGCUGCGCCCAAGGACCUCCUCGAAGCUCCUGAUCUUUUCUUCAUCCUUCCGCUCCUCAUGGGUCUAUCUUUCGUAGUUGGAGUACUAACCGUCGGAUACAUAGUGGUGCAGAAAAACGAAUCAUGCGUGGUCUCAAGACAAUAUCUGUGCCAAAUAACGGGAAUUGGGUGUGGAGCAGUGUCCAUGAUGUUCCCGAUUGCCAAGGACUAUACUGCUCAUGCGCUCUGCGUCACCGCAUACGGACUUUUCAUUGGCGCGUAUUAUUACAGUUUGAAGAUGUUGACCUAUGAACUUGUGGAGGUGAAGGUCAUGGAGAGAGCGUGGAGUUAUAUAAUGUGUGCCCAGUCGGCUGGAAUACUUGUUGGAACGCCUACUGCAGUGUAUCUACAACAAGCGACCAACGUAGAAGAAGGCGGGUUCUAUUUCACCGGUACCUGCAUGAUACUUGGGUCCGUGGUACUGUACGCCUUACCAUGGGCGCGGUCCCACCCAUCAAACGAAGCCAUCAUGGACGAGGUCAAUGCAGAGGCCCACAACAUUGACGUCACAGUGGCGAUGAUACCGGAAUUUUUUGGUUUCGCACAAAACGAAAUUUAUGAAAACAUCCGCGCGGAGGCGAAUUCGACUCCCGUGAACAGCCCAGUGACUGCAUCAACUCCUCUGUACGACCGGCAACAGAGGGUUGCGCCGUACAACAUGCCGCCGAAUCCAAACAAACCAAGACAUAUCAGACUCAAACAUAAAGCGCUGAAUAAAUUGGUGCAGGAAAUUAACGGACACGUGAACCAGGCUGGUUGUGACUUGUCCUGGUCCUCGAAGACUGUGCAGUGCGUCAGUGAGCGGCAAAUGGGUGCAGAGGGUUCCCUGUCUCCAGGGGUAUUCUGCGACCGAAUGCGGACAAUCAGCGCGCCGAACGUGGCACCGCAACUGAGGGAUUCCGCCUUGUCUUCACAACGAUUAGUAUUACACAAUGGCGAGGCGCAAGUGAUUACAAGUUUGUAGUUUGCGCAGGAGGAUGCUCGGGCGAUUGCUAGCUUAUUGUUGGAUAAUGAAACGCAUGGAGAGUAUUACUGAUUCUCUUCUAAAGGGGUUUACAUCCGAAGCCGAAGCCAUGAACCCCUUUAGGAGAAACUGAGUAAUACUCUCCAUGCCUCAGAAAUGACCAGACCGGCAUUUACUCCAGUAUGGCCGAUUGUGACUUCGUCCUGUUAUGCCUUUGCGACAGUCUUCAGUAUGCUCACCAUGAAGGUAUGAUAAUUACUCCAAUAUGAUCCCACUUUGAGACAGUCUGUGCCAGUGUCGCAUAAUACGAACAUACUCCUAGUUUUACAGAUCCAAGACUGCUUUGUUUAUAACUAAAAAAUGGACACAACUGCCUAGUCGGAACAGGAUGUCUGAACAAUCACAGAACUUGGUGUCACUAACCCAUUUUCUGUUCAAAUUGAACAUUCCGAUCAGCACCAUGUGCGCAACAUUGUUUCUUGUCCAUUCAACCACAUUCUUAGAUCAGUAAAAGAAGAGAAUCUGAG